AUGACAAAGGAGGGGGAACAUCCGUUUGCAAAACGAAAACUAACGCAUGCGUUGAACGCAUCCGUCGCCUCUCCCACAGGUGCACUACAAUGUCAUGAUGAUGAAGCACAAAAUGCUCAGAAGCCAAACACAAUGGGUGUUCAAAGUCAUGUACGAACUCCACCAACAAAGAAGACUAAAACUUGGUCGUCUCCGGCCAAGAGGAGAAAGAAAGUGAACCCAAGGAUUGCCCAUUUCGAUCGAAAUCAGCGGGCUGUUGAUGACAUAAGCAAAAAGGCAUUCAAUCCUUUGGAUGACUGUGUGAUCUGCCAUGCAAAAGAAAACGAUCUCCGUGUUCCACAUCGACCCCAUGACGUCCGUUGCCCAGGGCUUUUGAAAAAUAGUCAAGGAGAAACGAAGUAUGAAAAAGAUCUUAGGAACUACUUCAACGCCCCAAUGGAAAAUCCAGAGAAGGAAAAAGAGCUUACUGGAGGUGGGACCCCAAGCGUGCAAUUGUACUAUUCUGGGCCGACUAUGACAAGAAGAAGGAAGGCUCUCGCUGCUGGAAAACUUCCUGCACAGGCUCAAGCCACCACAGUUCAAAAUGGGAAAGCAUCUGAAGAAAUUCUGGCUCCAAAUAGCUCACCACUGGAGGUUGCGAAGUUCUUGGAACGCCGUGUUGCAACAAGGCUUCAAGGAAAAGAGGCACCGUCAGAGCAUAAGGCUCCUCCUGCCAUGUUGGCGCUGGCACAGGAGAUCAUGGAGCAGGUGGUGAAUUCAAAACCUACUCGUCUAUCUGAGUCCCUACCUGACACGCCUAAAUUCAACCUAGCACGUGAUAGGUUCCAUGCAAUCUUUGGAAAGAACAAUUUUGUUUACACCAUUCCAAAUAUCUACAAUUCUGAAAGUCCAAUUGAUCCGAACUUCCACUCCCUUGCGGGGUCCCAGUUCAUCUACAUGGACUUGGAACUUGCAUUUCCAGACUUUCAUAUCCUAUGUUGCAACUGCAAAUCCAAGGAUCUUACUCGGAAACGUGACUGUUACAGUCAAAACAAGACUCUUCUUCGAAUUGUUACUGACUCAAAUGAGACCUGGUGUCGCCCUUUCAAAUACAAAUGCAACAGAUGCAAGCAUGAAUUUGAGACUAAUGAGGGACCAUUUCUGGCAAACCUUCCAGCUUUCAUUCGCAACCAAUACCCAGUGGACCCACGAUAUGCAAAGAAGGGGAAUCACUGUCAUCUCUCUAAAUCGGCAAGUCGAAUAUUGGAAGAAGAGAUGCUGACACAUUCCAACGCACGCCAAUUUGUUUUGAAGAUGUUCCGAAGAAAGCACCAAUUCUAUCUUGAUAGAAUUGAAGACUAUCUCAGUAGGCCAACCAUUGGCGGCUCCUAUCCAGAAUUGCAGCAGGUGGUUCGAACAUAUGCGCCAUCCGAUCAAGAUUGCCGGGACCUAUACCUGCGGGCACAGGAUUCAACUCUCAAUCCAGAAGGAAUGGCAGCAAAUGAUCGAAACGAACGAAUUAUUCAAGCAACAACAAUUGAUGAGCUUCUUGCGAUUGAUCAUACCUUUGAGACUCUGAAAAACUAUAGACUAGAAGGUGGCAAAGCUAUUUUUACUGUCUUGAAUGAGAAGGCACAAAUUUGCAGCUUGGUCAUUGUUCCAACACAGAAGCUUUGUGAAAUUGAUCACAUGCUGAACAAGUUGCUGAAACGGAAAGGGAUGGACUUCAACGAUGGCAAACCCCGCGGACUCUACACUGAUACAUGGCCAAACGACAAGGACUACUGGGAGAAACGCCUUGGAUCAAACACAGAAGGAGCAUUGGGUCUGUUCCAUUUCAAUCAGCGACUCAUGAAGCAUCUAAAUUCGCAGCACAAACAUUUCUACCGCAUCAAAGACAGAUUCCAAAGGGCAAUCUAUAAUUAUAACCAAGAUGAUCUGCGUGCGUUGACGAAUGCAUUCAAGGAUGGACAUAUCAAGGAUAAAAAUGGCGAAACAUACACUCAAGAAGGAUUGGAUGAAUUAAGACUCUCAAAAAACUGGAAAAGGAACUACACCAAAUACCUAAGAAAGGAGAUUCCAAAUGGAGACCAAGUUGACAGGAACUUGAAUGAUUUUGAAGCCUGGCUUCUAGACUUUCUCAAGGCGAUUCCACAAGCUGAAGACCUCUUCACGUCUUCUCUACAGAAGUUCAGAGAGCAACUCGCAAAUAAUCGACAGCAUGCCAACCACAUCCAAGAUCCAGAAGGUAUUGAGAUGUACAGAGGCGUCCAACCAGGGAAGAAGGCACUCAUUCAAUUAGUCAAAUGGCUUUCCAAACGUCCAGAGAGCUUGAUUGAAAUGUUCCAUGGUCUUGUGCGCCACUUCGCCAAUACUGGAAUGCGACCAGAAAUGGCAGAUUCCCUAACUCUGCGAGGUGCUGCGGAAUAUAACUUGCAAAGGGAGCACAAGUUUCAGCAGAUGGAGAACAAUGACACUGAAGUUGAUUGUUGUUGGGAGCAUGUACCUCGAUACAAUCAGGAUCAACCUCUGUACUCCAAUCCUGCCUUUCUUCAUCAAGUAAAUGAGCUCGCAAAAGGAAAGAAUAAAGAGCCACCAUUUCCACACAUCAAAGCGAUGGCACCGAACAAUGGCGAAGUCUUCUUGUCAAAGUAUUUCAAACAACAAACAGAAAGGAACGAACUUCGAAAACCA
Molecule: messenger RNA, 2673 nt
Organism: Cylindrotheca closterium
Lineage: Eukaryota; Bacillariophyta; Bacillariophyceae; Bacillariales; Bacillariaceae
Source: the annotation of a GenBank genome assembly